GUUAUCCUUUUCCUACUGCUCCUCCAGUAGAUCCAUUUGCAAAAAUUCGAGCGGAUGAUUGUGGAAAAACAAAAGGAUGCUUUAGAUACGGUAAACCUGGAUGCACUGCAGAUACAUGCGACUAUUUUCUCAGUUACCGCAGAAUAGGAGCUGACAUAGAAUUUGAACUGAGUGCUGAAGCUGAUGGCUGGGUAGCUGUAGGAUUUUCCUCAGAUAAAAAAAUGGGUGGAGAUGAUGUUAUGGCCUGUGUUCAUGAUGAUAAUGGAAGAGUCAGAAUACAUCACUUCUACAAUGUUGGUCAAUGGGCAAAAGAGAUCCAAAGAAACCCUGCCAGAGAUGAAGAAGGUGUUUUUGAAAAUAACCGUGUCACAUGUCGAUUUAAGCGCCCAGUGAAGGUUCCCAGAGAUGAAACUAUCGUAGAUCUCCAUCUAAGUUGGUACUAUUUAUUUGCUUGGGGCCCAGCAAUUCAGGGUUCUAUAACUCGGCAUGAUAUAGAUUCUCCACCGGUUUCGGAGCAUGUGGUCAGUAUUUACAAGUAUGAAGAUAUUUUUAUGCCUUCAGCUGCCUAUCAGACUUUUUCUUCUCCUUUUUGUUUGUUACUUAUUGUUGCCUUGACAUUCUAUUUAUUGAUGGGAACUCCAUGACAUUGUGUAUAGUAUUAUGACAGAUUGAAAUUAUUUGUCAGACAGUGUUGUUUAAAAUUCUACUCUUUUCUAUUGGAGUUUAUAUUAGAGAACAAUUUAAUCAUUCAGAUGGUGACCAAUAAACCUGAGCCAUAAAUUUGUGCCAAAUAAUUCCAAAAUUUGUAAAUCAAUAUAGCAAGUG
Messenger RNA from Thamnophis sirtalis, 825 nucleotides. The record is from RefSeq and is a predicted model, not a curated record. Lineage: Eukaryota; Metazoa; Chordata; Lepidosauria; Squamata; Natricidae.